CGGUUUGGGCCGUGGCCGCCGAGGAUCCUCUAGUCCGGAGGCGACGGCAGCGGCCUCGCGCGGGGGAGGGGUCGUCGGGGACGGCGGCCGGAACCCGCGCCGCCCAUCCGAGCUGGGCGAGCGCUGCGUGACCAGGAGGCAGCCGGAGAGCCGCCCCGGGGAGACGUCUCGGGCCUAUUUUUGCGUUUUUUCUCCGGGACCGUCGCCUCGCGCGCCCCAUUUCCCUCUGCAGAGACUGCGACGCCCCCUCCUGGGCCGGGCCGCGGUGCCCGCCAGCCUGAAAGGCGCCGCCCGCCGGCCUGAGCGAACCUGCACUCGCCGCCGCCGCCGCCGCCGUUCCCCGCCGCGCUUCUCGUGGAGCCUUCGCGGCCGGCGGGGCCUGGGGCCUGGGCGCCGGGCGCGGCGCUGCAGCGGCCGGUCCUCCCCGCGCUGGGCCCCGGGCCUGGCCCCGCCGAGCACCGCACCCUCCUGACUGCCGCCGCGGGAGCCCGGCCUCAGCCCGGCCGACUCCAACAGCCUCCCGGGACCGCCGCCCCUCUGGCCCCAGCCUGCAGCCCGGCCCCCUCUUCCUUUGUGAAUCUGAAUGAUUUUUUUGGCCUCCCCCCUCCUCCGUUGAGAUUACGGUGCUAGAAGGCCGACCCCGCCACAUCCCAGUGCCCCCCGCCGGCGGAAUCGGCCCUCAUCUUGUUCUUACCCGCGGGGUCUCCCCGCGCCUCUCUCCUUUGGGGGUUUAAUGGGUGGACUUUUAAAUUUUUUCCCCCUUUAUUUUUCUCGCCUCUUGACUGGAAGGCCCCGCGCGAGGCUCUGCGCCUCUGCCCCUCCUGGUCUGUUCCUCACCCCCGCACAGUCCACCUGCCUCCCGCCGGGGAUGGCCCCGCAGUGACGGCGGCGGGCGCCGUACCCCACGCCAGGCUGGUGCCCUCGCCCACACUCCCCCAGUCUCCCCUCCUCUCCUCCGUGUUCUGAGCUCUCUGAAAAGAGCGAAGACGCAGGGGAAGAUGUGGCUGAAGCUUUUUUUCUUGCUCCUCUAUUUUCUGGUCCUGUUCGUCCUGGCCAGGUUUUUUGAGGCCAUUGUGUGGUACGAAACUGGCAUCUUUGCCACCCAGCUGGUGGAUCCGGUGGCGCUGAGCUUCAAGAAGCUGAAGACCAUUCUGGAGUGCCGGGGACUGGGGUACUCGGGGUUGCCCGAGAAGAAGGAUGUCCGGGAACUGGUGGAAAAGUCAGGUGACCUGAUGGAAGGUGAGCUUUAUUCUGCACUCAAAGAAGAAGAAGCGUCUGAAUCUGUUUCUAGUACCAAUUUCAGUGGUGAAAUGCACUUCUAUGAGCUUGUAGAAGACACAAAAGAUGGCAUCUGGCUGGUUCAGGUUAUAGCAAAUGACAGAAGUCCUUUGGUGGGUAAAAUCCACUGGGAGAAAAUGGUGAAAAAGGUGUCAAGAUUUGGAAUACGUACAGGCACGUUUAACUGUUCCAGUGACCCCAGAUGUCCCAAAUCGACAUGUCCAGGCAAAGGCCCCUCCCCAGAUCUUCAGUUUCAUGUACAGCUGUCUGUUGAACAGCUCCUCCGAGAUGCUCUUAAGUAACUAGUAAGUCUCAAAACAGCUUUUCCUUCUCUCUUCCUAACCCCCAGUCCUCCUCUUAGGGUCCUGAUUUCAAUUCAUACAUAUAAUAUUGUCCAUUCUGAAAUGUAUAGCAAGUAUAGAUAUUUUAAAAGGUAAUUAGGGGGCUUCCCUGGUGGCGCAGUGGUUGAGAGUCCGCCUGCCGAUGCAGGGGACGCAGGUUCGUGCUCCGGUCCGGGAAGAUCCCACAUGCCGCGGAGCGGCUGGGCCCGUGAGCCAUGGCCGCUGAGCCUGCGCUUCCGGAGCCUGUGCUCUGCAACGGGAGAGGCCACAACAGUGAGAGGCCCGCGUACAGCAAAAAAUAAGUAAAUAAAUAAAUAAAUAGUAAUUAAAAUUUCUCCUCCAGUGUCCCGGGGCACAGCGCACUUUGGAGACUACAGGCAUACCUUGGAAAUAUUGCAGGUUUGGUACCAGUCCACCGCAAUAAAGCAAAUAUCGCAAUGAAGCCAGUCACAGGAAUAAUUUGUUUUCCCAGUACACAUAAAAGUUAUGUUUACACUGUACUGUAGUCUAUUCAGUGUGCAAUAGCAUGUCGAAGAAAACAAUGUACAUACCUUAAUUUAAAUAAUACUUUCUUGCUAAAAAAUACGUUAUCAUCAGAACCUUCAGCAAGUUGUAAUCUUUUUGCACUAUAGUACUAGCCCCGAAGAUAAACCAGUCUCCUUAACGCUGGAUUACAAGGCCCCUCUUAAUCUGUUCCUGGCCCACCUCUUGGACCCAUCGUGACACUCUGUACUGCCUGUCUCUUCAGGCCCGUGCUCUAGUUUUUCUCAGCUUGGUGCUUUGCUGUCCCAUCUGCCUAGUGUUUUCACCCCUCUUCUCCGCUUUGUCUGGCUAGAUCCCACUUUCUCCAGAAAUUCUACACCUCCUACCCAUCUUUUCUUUCUCCACCAAGCUUAUAAAGAGACGCAGAUAUCUUUACAGUGAAAGCUUAGGUGGUAGUCACCCUACUCAAGUGAUCAAACUUAGCAUCACCAAUAAUGGAGCAACCCCAUCGCUCCUUGACCUUUCUUGAUACGUGUCCUUAUAACCCAGUGAUACCUUGUACAUGCCUGUCCUAUAUAACUGCAUUGUAUUAAAACUAUGCAUGUGUCUUUUUCAGGUGAAUUCCUUUAAGGUAGGAACUGUGCUUUAUUCAUUAAAUAUAUCAACAUGCAUGUCAUAAAACAGAGAUUAUACCUUUUGAAUGUUAGACAUGCAAUAAAAAUAUUACAGUGAGGUCAGGGAGGAAAUAAUUGCUAGAGGUUCAGGUCUCCAGGGAAGCUUGACUCAUCCCUUAAUUGUUAAGCAUAGCAAACAAUGCUUUUGUCGGAUUUUCCUGGAGGCAGAGAAUUGAAGGAAGUAUUCAAGGUUGACAGACUCUAAACUUUAACUGUGUUUAAAAAGAACCUUUGAAUUCUUAGAGCCACCUAGUGAAUUUAAUUAACUAAAGAUUCCAGGGCUUCCCUGGUGGCGCGGUGGUUGAGAAUCUGCCUGCCAAGGCACGGGACACGGGUUCGAGCCCUGGUGUGGGAGGAUCCCACAUGCUGCGGAGCAACUAGGCCCGUGAGCCACAACUACUGAGCCUGCGUGUCUGGAGCCGGUGCUCCGCAACAAGAGAGGCCGCGAUAGUGAGAGGCCCAUGCACCGCGAUGAAGAGUGGCCCCCGCUUGCCACAACUAGAGAAAGCCGUUGCACAGAAACGAAGACCCAACACAGCCAUAAAUAAAUUAAUAAAUUAAAUUUUAAAAUAAAAGAUUCCAAGUAUGUGGGCUUUCUAGUUAACUGAACUCUGGUUAACUGUAAUAGUGGGACACGUAAUUGUGUUCUGCUCAACAGUUUUUUCUUCUGUCUUCUCUAAUUAUUUCUUAUGUAUGUCUUUUCUUUCUUUAAGGAUGAUAAGCUCCCUGAGGGCAGGAGUAAUUGUAAGGUCGGAUCUUAACGAACGGCACCACGAAACAGAGGAAAGCUUCGAGUGAGCUUUAUUAGGGAGCGCUCCCGGGCGAGGUUCACUGGUCCGAGAGAAAGGGGGCCAGAGAAGUCGCGCCCGGGUGAGGGUUGGGCAAGAUUUUAUAGGGGAAGAAGGGAAAGGGGUGUGGUGAAUCUAGGAGGGCGCAGGGUAUUCCUUAUUUGGUGGUCUUUUCGGGUAUCCUGGGGGACCGUUAGUCCCGCCCCUCGAAAGGGGGGAAGGCUGGGCUGGUUUCAAAGUCCCCAGGUCAGUUCCUGGAACUGGGUGAUCCGGAAUGUCUCCAGGGCAGUUUCUGGAACUGGGUGGUCCGGAAUGUCUCCAGGGCAGUUUCUGGAACUGGGUGAUCCGGAAUGUCGCUAGGGCAGUUUCUGGAACUGGGUGGUCCGGAGAAUUUCGUUCUGUUGCAACCUGUGAAUCUGAUUGUGUUCCCCUGCCUCGGGCCAGUUGGCCUUACAGUAAUGUUAUAAUCUACUGUUAUGUCUUUAACACAUUAGACCCAGAGUAGAUAAUCAAUAAUUGUUUGCUUGAAUUUAAAAAAUAUUUUCUAAUUUUACCCUUUACCAAACAUUUUACUCCCCAUCUAGUAUAGGUGGAAAAGAUAAAACAGAAGAGAUUAUAUUUUUAGUACCCAUUAAUAGUGAUGAAGAUAUCAAUAUUUAUGGCCUACUCCAAGAAAAAAAAUCUUAACUUUUUUCCUGCAGUAACAUACUUUUUAAAAUUAUCUCUUCUUUAGAUUAUGUGGGAGCCUGGAAGAUUAUUCAUGUAAUCUUUCUCCUUGCUCCCUCAUUUUCCCCCUUGGUCAUUUUAUUAUUCCUUAAAACUCUACCAAAGGGUCAAAAGGUACAGAGAGAAGUGUUGAGUCCUUUUUGCUGUUGGAUCUGAUUAAAAAUUUAGAGAAGAAAAAAUGGAUUUAAUUGUUUAAAUGUUACUUUUGAAUCAUCUGUGUUUUGAUCAUUCUGUUCUUGCUCUUUGUUGUCAGUAAUAUGAGUACAUUGAUCAAUUUAGGCAAUCUCUUUGUUUAAUUUUUUGUACCAUCUUCUCACCAAAGGUUUUCAUUGUUUUGUAUACAGUAGAUCACUUUACUUUCUAAUACUCUCUAAUAUCCCUAUGCAACAGGUAGAACAGAAGGAAUUCCCACUUAAUAAAUGAUCAGAACUCAGGACAACCACCAUAGUUAAAGAUAUGACUAUGUCAGGGCCCAUGGAAACAGACUCUGAGUAGGGAGCGGUGGGGCAGCAGUGUAUAUACUCCACCUAAGGGUUGGGAUUUCUUUUUAAAACAAUGUGUCAAGCAGUCAAAGCCGGUGGUGGUGGCCUCUUUGUAACCUGUGGAUAAGAGUCUAUCUACCUACCUUGUUCAGGAUUCUUUCUACCAUAUUUUCAUUUAAAAAUAAGUGCAUUUGUAGAAAGUGUAACUAUAGGAAACUGACUUUUGUCAAAAUUAUAUUCGCCUUUACUCUGGUGCUAAAUUGCUUACUUGUUUUUCACAUUCUCUUGGUGGUUUAUGUUCAUGAUGGGAUAAUAGGCUCUUCACAUUGUAUGUUAAACAAAUGGUGCUUGAGUAUUUAUUCACAGUCUGUUUUAAAACUCAUUCUUAGUAUUGACACAGAGGAUAUCUAACUGUAUUUGUAGCAUAUUUAUCUAAUAAGAAAAGAGCUUAAGAAUACAGAGGCACCCAAAAAGAUGGGUGCACUAUGUGUUUCCUUUUUGUUUUGUUUAUUUUCAACUUUAUUGAGAGAUAAUUGACGUAUAACAUUAUGUAAGUUUAAGGUAUAGGAUGUGUUGACUCGAUACAUUUAUAUAUCGCCAAUUACCACAGUAGCAUUAGCGAACACCAUCAUGUCAUACAAUUACAUGAUUCUUUUUCUUGUGGUAAGAACAUUUGAGAUCUACUCUCUUAGCAACUUUCAAAUAUGUAAUACAAUAUUGUUAACUAUAUUCACAAUGCUGUGCAUAAGAUCCCCCAAACUUAUUCAUUUUCUAACUGGAAGUUUGUACUCUGACUAACGUCUCCCCAUUUCUCCCACCCCCAGCCCUUGGUAACCACCAUUCUAUUCUCUGUUUCUGUGAGUUUGGCUUUUUUGGAUUCAACAUGUAAGUGAUAUACGUA
This is a messenger RNA of Globicephala melas (long-finned pilot whale), 5673 nucleotides long. RefSeq names its product ring finger protein 103 (gene RNF103). Gene Ontology annotation, molecular function: ubiquitin-protein transferase activity. The record is from RefSeq and is a predicted model, not a curated record. Gene Ontology annotation, cellular component: endoplasmic reticulum. Lineage: Eukaryota; Metazoa; Chordata; Mammalia; Artiodactyla; Delphinidae. Gene Ontology annotation, biological process: protein ubiquitination.